UGACAGCGACAGUUUGGAUCACUGGAGUCUGGGGUCUUUAUCUGUGCACACAAUGCCUCAACACAAGGACAGACGAUCCUCUAAAUCUCAACUCAGUGUAUGGACUACAGUGUUUUUCCACUCAGUUAUCAUUCUUCAAAUGACACAGAUCAAUGCAGGUGAAUCUCUGACAAACAGUCAGCCUCGCAUGCUGGCAGUAAUUGGUCAUACUCAAGACAUCACCUUGCCAUGCAGUGUGGAUCCUCCCAUGAAUGCUGUGGAUGAGAUGGUAGAGUGGUCAAGAUCUGACCUGAAUCCCAGAUUUGUCCAUGUGUGGCGGUCAGGUGAAGAUCAUCUGAUUGGCCAAAACCCAUCCUACAAGAACAGAACAUCAGUGUCUAUUGAGAAACUGAAAACAGGAGAUGCAUCACUGAAACUCACCAAAGUGAGGCUGUCAGAUGAAGGAACAUACAGAUGCUUCAUUCCUGGACUAAGUGCAGAUUUGAGUGUUGAACUUGUUGUCGAAGCUGAUAUUCAGAUAACCAAAGUCAGCCCUGGAGUGUUAGAAUGUAAAUCCAAAGGCUGGUAUCCAGAGCCGGAUGUGUUUUGGCUGGAGAGUGAGGGCAAGAUCAUCCCUGCUGGGUCUAAAGAGAUGUUCAGAGAUCCUGAUGAUCUCUAUGCCCUCAGCAGCAGACUGACUCUGGAAAAAGGACACAGCAACAACAUCACCUGUAGAAUCCAACAAAACAAACAGCAUAGAGAAGCCAAGAUACAUGUCCCAGAUGAUUUCUCUGUGGAUUCAGCUAGAUCUACCAUUGCGGCAUUGAUUGUUGGCAUUAUGUUUAUUACUUUUGUUGUUUUUCUUGUUUUUCUUGUUUGGAAAUGGAGAAAAAACAACAUGGAGACUGGAAGCAAAGAAAAAAUGCAAGUUUUUGGUAAAGAUCAAGAAGAGGAAUCUCUGAUGAGGGGAGAAAAGGUCAAUGACACUUCACAUGUCAGUUUGUGUCAAAUAGAGGUGAAAAAUGACCAUGUUUCCAACAAAAAUAUCAUGCAGACAACAAAAACUGGCACACAACAAAAUAAUAACCACCCAGGUAGAGAGACAACAAAUAAUGUAUGCAAAUCACAUGAUGGAAUACAAGCACAACCUGAACAAUCUGACAAUAACAGCGAAAGAAGAAAUUAUGAAAUUCCAAAUCUGACUGAUAAUAGUGGACAAGGACAUCGGCCUAAACAACACGAAGAAGCAAACACUGAAGAAAACAAAAACAGAACACAAACUAUAAAUGAAACAGCAGAUCAGAGUUUAAUUAAAGCAGAAGGGAAAAAAACUACUCAUUCUGAGGGAGAAGACACAAUGAAACAGAAACAGGACAAUAUCAAGGAAAAUGUCAGUCCCACAGGAUCAGAAAGAAAUAUGGCAAACCAAAAUCAGGUUGGUGGUGAUAUGGAUGGCGAAAAAAGAGCGAAGGAAGUUUCUUCUGCAAACACAGAAGAAACAUCCCCAAUGCAGCAUGACAAUAAGGAAAACCAGUCAGAAAAACCUAUAACCACACAUCAGAUUGUAAUGAGUGGAGGCCAAAAACAAGAGAUCAAGGAAGCUGGAGAAGCAAUAAGCCAACCACAAGCUCAGAACAUGGAUGGGAACGGAAAUAAUGAAACAACAGAUCUACCUGGCAAAACCAUAGGUCAACAUAAUAGCGCAGAAGAGGGUCACACAAAUGAAGGGGAUGCAAGGGGAAGACCCACAAAUGAAGGGAUUGCAGGGGGAAGACCAACAAAUGAAGGGAUUGCAGGGGGAAGACCAACAAACGAAGGGAUUGCAGGGGCAGGACACACAAACAAAGGGAGUGGAGGGAGAAGACCCACAAACGAAGGGAUUGCAGGGGCAGGACUCACAAACGAAGGGAUUGGAGGGGCAGGACUCACAAACGAAGGGAUUGCAGGGGCAGUACCCACAAACGAAGGGAUAGCAGGGGCAGGACACACAAACGAAGGGAUUGCAGGGGCAGGACACACAAACGAAGGGAUAGCAGGGGCAGGACACACAAACGAAGGGAUUGCAGGGGCAGUACCCACAAACGAAGGGAUAGCAGGGGCAGGACACACAAACAAAGGGAUUGCAGGGGCAGUACCCACAAACAAAGGGAGUGGAGGGGGAAGACCCACAAACGAAGGGAUUGCAGGGGCAGGACACACAAACGAAGGGAUUGCAGAGGGAAGACCCACAAACGAAGGGAUUGCAGGGGCAGGACACACAAACGAAGAGAUUGCAGGGGGAAGACCCACAAACGAAGGGAUUGCAGGGGCAGGACACACAAAUGAAGGGAUUGCAGGGGGAAGACCCACAAACGAAGGGAUUGGAGGGGCAGGACACACAAACGAAGGGAUUGGAGGGGCAGGACACACAAAUGAAGGGAUAGCAGGGGGAAGACCCACAAACGAAGGGAUUGCAGGGGCAGGACAGACAAACGAAGGGAUUGCAGGGGCAGGACACACAAAUGAAGGGAUUGCAGGGGGAAGACCCACAAACGAAGGGAUUGGAGGGGCAGGACACACAAACGAAGGGAUAGCAGGGGCAGGACACACAAACGAAGGGAUUGGAGGGGGAAGACCCACAAACGAAGGGAUUGCAGGGGCAGGACACACAAACGAAGGGAUUGCAGGGGCAGGACACACAAACGAAGGGAUUGCAGGGGCAGGACACACAAACGAAGGGAUUGCAGGGGCAGGACACACAAACGAAGGGAUUGGAGGGGGAAGACCCACAAAUGAAGAGAUUGCAAGGGGAAGACCCACAAACGAAGGGAUUGGAGGGGCAGGACACACAAACGAAGGGAUAGCAGGGGCAGGACACACAAACGAAGGGAUUGGAGGGGGAAGACCCACAAACGAAGGGAUUGGAGGGCAGGACACACAAAGCGAAGGGAUUGCAGGGGGUGGUGUGCAGGACGUGGACGAUGGCGUCCUCCGUGGAUCUGUUGGGUCAGUAGGUGAACUGGAGCGGAUCUGUGGUGUCUGA
Messenger RNA from Oreochromis aureus, 3001 nucleotides. Its product is annotated as ribosome-binding protein 1-like. The transcript is spliced from 7 exons. Lineage: Eukaryota; Metazoa; Chordata; Actinopteri; Cichliformes; Cichlidae. The record is from RefSeq and is a predicted model, not a curated record. The coding region runs from base 53 to 3001 and encodes 982 amino acids.